AUGUAUCUAAUUAUUUUCAUAUCUAUCUAUCUGUCUCAUUCUGUUCAUAUCUAUCUAUCUAUCUAUCUAUCUAUCUAUCUAUCUAUCUAUCUAUCUCAUUCUGUUCAUAUCUAUCUACUCCCGUAUGGCACAAGGCUACAAUUUCGACGUCUUUUGUUUAAACUCGCAAAAGCCUGUAUUUCAAUUUCCAUCAUUAUUUAUCUAUCUAUUAUCUUUCUAUCUAUCUAUCUAUCUAUCUAUCUAUCUAUCUAUUUCAGUCGCAUUCAUUCUAUCUAUCUAUCUAUCUAUCUAUUAUCUAUUUAUCUAUCUAUCUAUCUCAUUCUGUUAAUAUCUAUCUAUCCCAUUCUGUUCAUAUUUAUCUAUGUAUCUAUCUCAUUUUAUUCAUAUCUAUCUAUCUAUCUAUCUAUCUAUCUAUCUAUCUAUCUAUCUCUAAAUCUUUUCAUAUUCUAUUUAAGUGGUCUAUCUAUCUAUCUAUCUAUCUAUCUAUCUGUCUAUCUAUCACGAUAUGUUUUAUCAUCAAUCACCUUUUUCAUGUUCAUUAUCUAUUCUAUCUAUCUAUCUAUCUAUCUAUCUAUCUAUCUAUCUAUCUCAUUCUGUUAA
This is a messenger RNA of Acanthosepion pharaonis, 600 nucleotides long. NCBI's taxonomy places the organism in Eukaryota, Metazoa, Mollusca, Cephalopoda, Sepiida, Sepiidae. The record is from the annotation of a GenBank genome assembly.